AUGAACCAAACCAUCAUUCUCGUGGCGCUAUUUCUGACUAUAGUAGUGAAUCUGCAGAACAGUUUCGUCGUUGCUGAGAGCAAGGUUUAUGUAGUUUAUUUGGGAGAGAAGGAGCAUGAUGAUCCUGAGUCUGUCACUAAAUCUCACCAUCAGUUGCUAUGGUCACUUCUUGGAAGCAAAGAAGCUGCUCUUGAUUCAAUAGUGUAUAGUUAUCGACAUGGCUUCUCAGGCUUCGCUGCCAAACUCACAGAGUCACAAGCCCAACAAAUCUCAGAACUCCCUGAGGUUGUUCAUGUCAUACCAAAUACAUUAUACGAACUUACAACAACUAGAACUUGGGAUUACUUGGACCAAUCUCCGGGCAAUCCGAAGAGUCUUCUACAAAAGGCUAACAUGGGAAGGGAAGUCAUCGUUGGAGUCGUCGACUCAGGAGUGUGGCCGGAGUCUGAAAUGUUUAAUGACAAAGGCUAUGGACCUAUACCGAGCCGUUGGAAAGGCGGUUGUGAAUCUGGUGAAAGCUUCAACGGUUCCAUUCAUUGCAACAGAAAGAUCAUAGGAGCAAAAUACUUUGUUGAUGGUCUUGCUGCUGAAUUGGGAGAGUGGAACAGAACAGAGAACCCUGAGUACAUUUCCCCGAGAGAUUUCAACAGUCAUGGCACACACGUUGCUUCAACCAUUGGUGGUUCUUUUACGCCUAAUGUAAGCUAUUUAGGACUCGGAAGAGGAACUGCGAGAGGCGGUGCUCCCGGUAUCCGUAUAGCUAUUUAUAAGGCGUGUUGGCUUCGAACAGGAAGCUGUUCAGAAGCUGAUGUAUUGAAGGCAAUGGAUGAAGCUAUACAUGAUGGUGUUGAUGUAUUGUCACUCUCUUUGGGAUCCAAGGUUCCUUUAUAUCCAGAAACUGAUGUAAGGGAGCUUACCUCUGUGGGAGCAUUCCAUGCGGUUGCAAAAGGCAUUCCGGUCGUAGCUGCAGCUGGUAAUGAAGGCCCGACGGCGCAGACAGUUGCAAAUGUAGCUCCUUGGAUUUUGACCGUAGCUGCAACCACUCUAGACCGUUCUUUUCCCACUGCGAUCACACUUGGGAACAAUAUAACAAUACUGGGUCAAGCAAUCUUCGGCGGUCCAGAACUCGGUUUUGUUGGUCUUGCUUACCCGCUUUCCCGUGACUGCGAGGAGCUUUCUUCUAGUCCAAAUAUUACAAUUGAAGGAAAAGUUGUCUUAUGUUUCACAACAAGAACAAAUGCAGCUAUUACCGCAGUAAGAAAUGCCGGUGGUCUCGGGGUAAUCAUUGCAAGAAAUCCAACUCACUUGCUUAGUCCAUCUGUUAACUUUCCAUCUGUCGCGGUAGACUUCGAGCUAGGGACAGAUAUUCUGUUCUAUAUACGUUCCACAAGAUCUCCCAUUGUAAAGAUACAUGCUUCAAGAACGCUCGUUGGAAACCCCGUUGCGACAAAAGUAGCAACUUUCUCAUCAAGAGGUCCCAAUUCGAUUUCUCCGGCGAUUCUUAAGCCGGAUAUAGCAGCACCCGGUGUGAACAUACUAGCAGCUACGUCUCCCAAUAGCUCGUCUAACGUCAGAGGAUUUGCUUUGAUGUCAGGGACAUCAAUGGCUACUCCUGUAGUUUCAGGAGUUGUAGUGCUCCUCAAAUCAUUACACCCUCAUUGGUCUCCUUCUGCUAUCAAAUCAGCUAUUGUCACCACAGCUUGGAAAACUGAUCCAUCAGGAGAACCGAUUUUCGCAGACGGAUCAAAUCGCAAGCUAGCUGAUCCGUUUGAUUACGGAGGAGGCCUUGUGAAUCCAGAGAAAGCUGCAAAACCAGGUCUCGUAUACGACAUGGCCACACAUGACUACAUCUUGUACUUGUGCUCUGUUGAUUACAGUGACAUUUCCAUUUCCCGAGUCCUCGGAAAAACAACAGUGUGUCCUAGUCCCAAACCAUCAGUUCUUGAUCUCAACUUGCCUUCCAUCACAAUCCCAAACCUGAAAGAUGAAGUCACUCUCACCAGAACCCUCACUAACGUUGGACCAAUCAACUCAGUAUACAAUGUCGUGAUCGAUCCUCCAACGGGCAUUAAUGUGAUUGUUACGCCGACAACACUAGUGUUCAACUCUACAACUACAAAGUUAUCUUUCACAGUUCGGGUUUCGACCACACACAAAGUAAACACUGGCUAUUACUUUGGAAGCUUGUCUUGGACUGAUAAUCUACACAAUGUGGCUAUCCCAGUAUCUGUGAGAACACAGAUCCUGCAACGAUACUACGACGAAAACUGA
Molecule: messenger RNA, 2271 nt
Organism: Arabis nemorensis
Lineage: Eukaryota; Viridiplantae; Streptophyta; Magnoliopsida; Brassicales; Brassicaceae
Source: the annotation of a GenBank genome assembly